GUCAUCAGCCGAUGCUUUGAGAGGCCAGAAAGAAGAUAACAGAGACAAUUUCUUCCUUCAUCUUCAGGAUUUCUUUCGAUUCCAAUCUGCCUCAAUCAUCACUCACAGCCCAGCAAAAUGUCUGCAGAAGUACCCAAAGAUCUCCCUGAGAUGGAGUACCGCUUCGUCGGCAGGAGUGGUCUCCAGAUCUCUGCCAUUUCCCUCGGAGGCUGGCUCACAUACGGAGGACAUGUCGGCGACGAAAACACCUUCGCUUGCCUCAAAGCCGCCUUCGACGCUGGCAUCAACUUCUUCGACGCCGCCGAGUCCUAUUCCGGCGGCGAAUCCGAGCGCGUCAUGGGUCGAGCAAUCAAGCACUUUGGCUGGAACAGGAAUGACAUUGUCGUUUCGACGAAGAUCUACUGGGGCACCCACAACUCGACCCUCCCCUCCCCCCGCAACAAAAUCAACAACCUCGGCCUCAGCCGCAAGCACCUAAUCGAAGGCACAGACGCAGCUCUCGCUCGCCUCCAACUCUCGUACGUGGAUAUCAUCUACGCGCACCGCCCCGACCGGCAAACUCCCAUGGAAGAAACAGUCCGCGCCUUCAACUUCCUGAUCAACACCGGCAAAGCCCUGUAUUGGGGCACAUCCGAGUGGCUGCCCAGCGAAAUCGAAGAAGCCUGGGCGGUCGCGGAUAGGCUGGGCCUCAUUGGUCCGGUGGUUGAGCAGCCGGGGUACAGUCUGCUCAGGAGGGACAAGGUGGACGAUGAGUUCAAGAAUGCCAAGUUGUUCGAACGAAGAGGACUCGGGCUUACCGUUUUCUCGCCGCUGGCUGGUGGGCUGUUGACGGGGAAGUAUAUCGACGGUGUUCCAGAGGACAGCCGUCUCAAGACGAGUGAUGAUCCAUACAUUCAGAGCGUGAUCAAGACGGUGGAUACGCCGGCGUGGAAGGAGCAGCAGGAUAAGAUUCGGGAGCUUAUCAAGGUUGCUGAAGGGCUUGGCACCGAUGUUGCGACAUUGUCAAUGGCGUGGGUGUUGAGUAACAAGAACGUUACGAGUGCGAUUACGGGAGCAUCGAGGCCGGAGCAGAUCUAUCAGACUGUCAAGGCGAUCGAUGUGUAUAGGAAGCUGACGCCGGAGGUGCUGGAGAAGAUUGAGGGUAUCUUUAAGAACAAGCCAGCGGAGGUUACGCCCAGGUUCGGCGUUUGAGGAGAAUGGCACGAUAGUACACAGACAUCGAAAUGCGAUUCCACAAUCCACAUAGGCAAUUCAAGAUGUC
This is a messenger RNA of Macroventuria anomochaeta, 1261 nucleotides long. Its product is annotated as voltage-gated potassium channel beta-1 subunit. The transcript is spliced from 3 exons. The coding region runs from base 118 to 1191 and encodes 357 amino acids. The record is from RefSeq and is a predicted model, not a curated record. NCBI's taxonomy places the organism in Eukaryota, Fungi, Ascomycota, Dothideomycetes, Pleosporales, Didymellaceae.